This is a messenger RNA of Aureobasidium pullulans EXF-150, 690 nucleotides long. Its product is annotated as yippee-domain-containing protein. The coding region runs from base 1 to 690 and encodes 229 amino acids. NCBI's taxonomy places the organism in Eukaryota, Fungi, Ascomycota, Dothideomycetes, Dothideales, Saccotheciaceae. The transcript has a single exon. The record is from RefSeq and is a predicted model, not a curated record.
AUGUCUCCAUCCAUAUUUCCGUCUUUCCUCGUGCCUUCUCUGCCUUUCAGACGUCGCAAGUCGAGUACUGAUUCCAAUAUCUCGACCUCGAGCACUGGUUCGAAUGACAGCUCGAACCACGACACUUUCUUAGACGGUAAUAAAUCGCAUCUCCAAUGCUCCCGCUGUCUAGCCGACCUAGCUCUGUCGAGUCAAAUUAUCUCCAAGGGCUUCACAGGUCGCCACGGACGCGCAUAUCUGGUAUCUGCUACGGAGAGCUGGGUCCAAGCUACUUCGUCUUCAAGCAAGAAAGACACACAUCCCAACCUUCCUAAUACAUUCACCCGUAAACCGGUACCUCGACAGCUGGUUACUGGCGCUCACACCGUUAGUGACAUUAGCUGUGCACAAUGUGGCAGUGUGCUAGGAUGGAAAUACGUCGCUGCCGAAGAAGAAUCUCAACAAUACAAGGUCGGCAAAUUCAUCUUGGAAACCAGAAGGACUUGUCGCAACAGUUGUUGGGAGGGUCAGUCAGAUGCUGUUGUUGAAGCCGGAGGUAUUCCUGAGAGAAACAAGUCUGGAGGACUGGACGAUGUCGAGUUCGAUAGCCAGGAUGAGGACGAGUGCGAGGAGCUAUUCAUGGGAAUUUGGAACCCCCAAAUUGCAUCCAGAAGACGUGCAAAGAAGGCUUUUCCCAAGCAGAGCAGCUGA